CCCAUGUACAGUGGGAACGCGUCACCGCUCAACCCAGCCUACGUCCCAAAUGUUCGGCAACCACAGGCAGGUGGAGGUCAAAGGCACGCUAGUGCCAUCAUCAUGGGAGUAGCCGUGGCAGGACUGUUUGUUCUUACAGCUCUCUUCAUUUCAACCUUCAUACCAGGAAAACAACACAGUUUCACACCAACGACAUGGCCGAACCCCACCUUCACAGCCCAAACGGAUGGAAGCCAACUUGUGGACUACACGUCACCUCGUGUGGACUACACGUCACAUCAUGUGGACUACACGUCACCCAAUUUGGACUACACGUCACCUCAACCAACCAGCACUGAAGGAAAAGAACAAGGCGAAGUCGAAGAAACAACAAGUGCCGUAGGCGGAAAGAAACAUGAAGCGGGAAUAAUGCUCCGUGAACAAUGUAGUGUUGUCGCGUCGCCUAGCAAAGAGGUAUAUAUGUCUGGCGCCUCAAACAGGCGGGUCAUAAUACUGGACCCAAGAGGCCUCCGCAGUUUUUCCACCAUCGCGUCAGAGACUGAGUGCGAGGCGAUAGAUCCCGACGACAUUUCCAUCGGCGGGAGGGGCCGCCUAUGGGGCAUUGGGAACUGUUACCCAUCUGCUACAGGGCUAAUUGUGAGGUACACAAAGAAGGAGCUUGACACUUCAACAUUACAUCCCUUCCUGCCUACCAAUACAUGCCUUGGCAUUUUGGUGGAAGCACUUGGCGAUCGUCGUGUAAAAGUAACGUUCUAUUCUGACUAUUUACUGGUAACGGUUAGGCAUGUGAGCGGCACGGUUGUUCGCAAAUUCAGGGUGCGGAACGGUUUCAGGAUGCAGCAGGGUUGGGGGGACGGGUACCCCGGACUGGUCACGGUAGGGCGGGGUGGAAACCUGUCUGUGGCCGACCACUGGGACAUUCAUGUGUACGCGUAUAACGGAACCGGUCACCAUCUCCUCAGGUUCGGAGAUGGUGACAUAACAGAAAUCAUGGCAAUAUUUGGCAUGUGUAUAAGCAAAUGUAUAUUCCCCCACUAUUGAUCUUGCAUGUUUUUAAAUGUCAGUGCGUAUCUUUGCGUGAUGAUGUGAGAUUUAGGUCCAGAAGUAGCUCUCUUGCUCACAAAAUCAUUUCCCCUUUUUGCUAUUUCCAUCGAGCCCUUGAACACAUGAUAGAUGAUAUGGAUGUGAGCAAUGCAGAAUCGUAGUUUUGGAAUUCAUAACGGUAAAGUUUCAAAGCUGUCGUUAGGACACCUUUUCCCAUGGGGCACAUGGAAGUAAUUUAUGACUGUCUCCAUCCUUAGGUUUUCGCCAAAAAAAGACAUUGCUGUAAAUUGAAAUCAACAAAAGGGUUGCUGUACUUACGUAACAUAGUGAUAAUUUUAAAUAACGUUAACGUUAGAACUCGAUAUGUGUGGACUAAAAACAAGCUGUUAGCUGAAAUUUCGUUCCUUCUAGUCCACAAAGAGUCUGUUCUCAUUUUGAAUUUUUACUCCGUCAGUUUUAGCAGAUAAGUUUUGCCGAUUUGGCUUCUCCUAGUGACCAGGUAUCUCGUGUUAAAAUAUGUCUGAGAUAUUUUUUAAGACAUCACAAGAUGCAGGACUUUUCGGCUCAUGCAGAAAGAUUUGAUCUGAAAAUCGUGUUUCAGAAAUUAGGCUGAGGUCCGAGAACUAUGACUAUUGAUGUGUCGUUUAUGUGUUUAAUAUGCUUAACUUAUUGGCUAGACUCAUACAUAUCUACUUUAAUCUGUUAACAGCGUCAUACUGAUUGAAAUAAAGAUUGUCUUCUGA
Messenger RNA from Branchiostoma floridae (Florida lancelet), 1787 nucleotides. RefSeq lists its product as uncharacterized. The coding region runs from base 4 to 1041 and encodes 345 amino acids. NCBI's taxonomy places the organism in Eukaryota, Metazoa, Chordata, Leptocardii, Amphioxiformes, Branchiostomatidae. The transcript has 4 exons. The record is from RefSeq and is a predicted model, not a curated record.